GCCGGCGUCUGAGGGGGCGGCCUGGGGCGCCGCUCUGUCGGGGGUCCCUGCCCUUCUCUGGGGCCCAGCUCAGCUCCGGGGGAGUGCUCACGGACACGGUCCGGUGCUGGGGAUGAAGCGCAGACGCAGAGGCGGCGCGGCCCAGCAGCCCGAAGCGUGCGAUGUCUGGCUGGACACCGCCGCGCUGAAGCAGAGCACGGCGCAGUCUCUCGUAGCCAAGCCAAAAGUAUCUAGUCGAGUUCUGGAAAGGAAGCACGCCUCAGUCGCUUUCACACAGACAAGAGCAUCUCAGCCCUGCACCAAGCAAACCACCAUCCCCGUCUUCUUCAGCACCCAGACAGGUGAAAAAGACAAAGAAAACUCCAUGCCAUCUCCUUUUAUCCUGAAUAACGACUGUAAAGAAAAACAUAUUUCCUUGGCUGCCUCCUCUGUGAAGAUCUUGGCUUUGCCGCGGAUGGAGGAAGCGCAGAGACAAUCCUUCAGAACCGAGGUGGAGCUGGUGCAGGUGACACCCCGGCCUCGUGCACAGAAAGCGCCGGCCUCACCGACUCCUUGGCAGUUACAUAUGGAGCCCUGCGGCAAGAGCGAAGCCUCCUCUGGGGUGGGAGGGGAUUCCUGCUGCCUCAGCUUCACCCAGGAUUCAGAGGGCAACCGGAUCAUCGCUCACAGAAACGAGUCCGAUGUAGUUGCUGGAGAAACAGUUUCAGCAAGCGGCAGCUUAACUGCAGACUGCGGGAUAAAUGAGCGAGCGGGCCAGCCACUCCCCGAGGAGGUGAAAACUGGACUUGAUUUCCAACCAAGACUUGGUGCAAACUGGCAUAAGAAACCACAACAAUCGAGUAGCGUGAAUUCUUUAAUUGAUUUCAGUGAGACCGAGAAUAUAAAGCCUGCUAUAACGAGAGACAGUGCCUGGGCUGCCAGCUUUUAUCCAUCUCCGCGAAGAGCAGGUAGAGCACAACCGCUGAGAGAGCGCAGCCAGAACACCAGUGCUGGUUCUGCUGAGGAGGGAUGGGGCAGCGAGCGGGGACCGAGCAGUCCCUGCAGGCAGUUGUUCACCCAGGAUUCCCAGGGGAACAGAGUCAUCGCUCACCGCUGCCAGAACGUCCCGUCUCCUCGCAAGGACCACGGCAGCUCUCGCAGGCAGCUGCCUGACUCUGCCCGCAAGAGCUGUUCCAGCGAUGCUGCGAACAGGCGCUUGAGCAACCUGGGGGAGCAGCAGUUAGAUGUGUGCUAUGAUUUACUGUUCACGCAGGACUCUGAAGGGAACAGAGUGAUUAAACACUGAGAAGUGACCUGGAAUGGGGUCGCAUAAUGAUCUCUUGUGACGUCUCAGGAAAGCUUUUUUUUUUUUUUUUUAAGAAAGCAGUCAGAAUUAGGGAAGUGUACUCAUUUUUUAUAUAUACGUGUGUGUGUAUAUAUAUAUAUAUGGUCUCGCCAGCAUAUGCAAUAGACCCAUGCAACAGGCAGUGCCUCUUUGUUCUCUAAAAUUUUACUUUAAUGAAAAUAAAGUUUUGAAGGAGUACGUUUAUAAUAGUUUCGCUGUUUCAAUCACGAUUACAACUAGCGUCACCAAGGCUCGGCUUUCCUACACCUGGUGUGUAAGUACUGUGCUGCCAA
This is a messenger RNA of Grus americana (Whooping crane), 1617 nucleotides long. RefSeq names its product aurora kinase A and ninein interacting protein (gene AUNIP). The transcript has 3 exons. The coding region runs from base 113 to 1285 and encodes 390 amino acids. Lineage: Eukaryota; Metazoa; Chordata; Aves; Gruiformes; Gruidae. The record is from RefSeq and is a predicted model, not a curated record. Gene Ontology annotation, cellular component: centrosome; spindle pole. Gene Ontology annotation, biological process: spindle organization.